AUGCAACAAUAUCAGCCUCCACCGCCAUACAAUUAUCAAUUUACACCCAACGAUCAACAAACACCAUUAAAACAAGUCCCUAUUCAACAACAACCCAUAUUUCAGCAGCCCGGUAACCCUACGCCUCCUCAUCAAUCGACAUCAGCUGUGCAAUGGGUGACUCAGCCUCAACAUGUUCAACCUGGUAUCCCACCAGGUUUAAGUUAUUUAGUUGAUGUUGAUUAUUUAGCUUUGAAACAGAAUCCUAGUAUAACACAAAGUAAAUAUUAUAUUACAAAAAGAUUCAAAUGUUGUGCUGGUUGUUGUUGGUGCGCAGGUGCUGGUUGUUGUGCACAUGAAGUUUUCGUUGAAUCACCACCUGGUAUGAUUGUUGGGAGUGUAACACAAGAAUGCAGUUUUCUGCGUGGUCAUUAUACGUUGAGGGAUGCAGCGGGUGAAGCUGUACUUAAAGCGGUUGGCCCUUUCUGCAUAUGUCAAGGUGUCUGUUGUUGUUGUUGCGAAAAUAAAUUCACAACUGAAGUUGGUGCAAUCUUCAAAGAAUAUGCAGGGUUUGUCAAUGAAGCAUUUACUGGAGCUGAGGCCUAUACAAUUCAGUUUCCACAAAAUUUGUCUGUACAAAUGAAAGCUGUUGCGUUAGCAACGCUAUUUCUUGUUAAUUAUGUGUAUUUUGCUCGUAAUAGCGAUAAUCAAGGUUUACUUGGUAUCUAUGAAUUAUUGCGUAAUUUUGAAUUUGGUCUGCGUACAACAGAUUUGGUCGACUGCUCUAUACAACUUAAAAGCCCUAUAAUACCGUUGUUAUUUGAAGAUAUUGAAUGGCCACCAAUUGGUUUAAGUACAGCAAUGGCUGAAUAUCUUUAUAUACGAUUUUAUUUAAAACAAAAUGAAAAACAAAAUAUAGUAGCGACUAGCGAACAGUUUGGUUAA
This is a messenger RNA of Didymodactylos carnosus, 924 nucleotides long. The record is from the annotation of a GenBank genome assembly. NCBI's taxonomy places the organism in Eukaryota, Metazoa, Rotifera, Eurotatoria, Philodinida, Philodinidae.